This is a messenger RNA of Sinocyclocheilus anshuiensis, 3314 nucleotides long. RefSeq lists its product as uncharacterized. Bases 98 to 2329 code for a protein of 743 amino acids. Lineage: Eukaryota; Metazoa; Chordata; Actinopteri; Cypriniformes; Cyprinidae. Gene Ontology annotation, cellular component: centrosome; cytosol; centriole. Gene Ontology annotation, biological process: regulation of centriole replication. Gene Ontology annotation, molecular function: microtubule binding. The transcript is spliced from 13 exons. The record is from RefSeq and is a predicted model, not a curated record.
CACACUGUGAGAGAAGGAGACAUGGAAGGAAAGCUGGGAUUGUCACAGAAGUCAAAUUGUGUCGUCCUCUUCAGAGCCGUGUGACGCAGAGUUUAUUAUGGAGGACGUGAAGCCUGAGGGCUGGCGGCAGCUACUUCAGCCCCAUGGUGCAGCUGGCAAAAUCAGCACGAGUCUCCUUCGCAGGUUCUCAUCAUGGAGGAGGCCUGGGGAGCGGGGUUAUUACGAGGGCCCCGCAGCGCAAGUGAAUGAGCCCCCUCGUGGAGCUCAUCCGCUGAGCUGCAUAGAGGGUGGCAGGAUGGACAAAUGGCUUCAGACACUGGAGAGACUCCAAUCACGUCGGCUUCAGAAUCAAAUACCUCAGUUUGCAGACAGGACGGUAUCAAUGCCAGUUCUCCCGAAUGAGACGGCGAGAAGUAAUCCACAAUGUCCUGAUGUUUCCUCUCUGCGCAGGAGGAAUCAGACCCCUAGCAUCUGUCCCAGUGUGUGUGAAAGCUCCUCGAGCAGCCUGGAGUCUGUUCACAUUAAAGCUGCUCCUGCUGCAGAAAGAGCUCAGUUCGGCGCUCUCGCUCCAGUUCGCUUCGGCUGGCUGCCCAUACAAAGACAUGUGAUACUGACGGACAUCUCUGACAACCACCAUGACAACAGUAGGUGCCAGCAGAAACUGAAGUCUCCCAUCACUCCAGUGUUGCUCAGCACUCCUGCCAAACUUAAUGGACCAAGACCAAAUGACAGGGAAACUUCGAGGCCUGAACCUGUAGGCUUUACAUACUGGAGGACACCUGAAAAAACACCAUCCAUCCUCCAUCAGGCUUCGGGAUCUGUGAGCUCCGAGGGAGGACGAAAUGGACCGCAAGCCUGGAAUCCGAAAGCCGAGAUGGACACAUGCCACGCUGGACCUCAUCCCAUGUUGAGAAAUCCCGCAUGCAGGCGUGGAAGCGCGCCGGAGUCCUUCAGCUCCUCAAUAUCGUCCAUCACUAUCACUUCCAGGAAGGUCACGCACACAAACUCCAGGCCUCUGAGUCCAGUGACGAAUAGCCUCGCCGAUGGACGAAGAAAAGCUUUAGUGGUCAAAGUCACUGAACAGAGGACGAAAAGCACGACCUCUGGCUCUGAUCGUGAAGAGAUGGAUCACAGCGUGGUACUGAGAAGAAAGGCAACCAUUGUGAAAAUGACCGAACAGAGAGAGCGUUUCAGUCCAGCGAAAUACAGACACAGCUACACUGAAGGACUCCAUAAUGAAUCUAAAGUCAAUCCCUCAUCAUUAAACCAACCGUUAACUAUAUCUCUAGAGCCAGGAGGAAACCAGUGGAGGUCCCAGCACAGAUCUAGCCUGUCUCUCUACCUCAACAACCCAAACGAUAGCAGCGCAGCAGGGGAGAGCGACACCAAAACAUACAAGCCACCUCGAAGGCCUCUCAGCUGCGACGCAAGCCUGUUUAACCGCACAGAACUUGGCAGUAAUACAGUUACACAUCCAGCGUUUCACAACAAGAGCUCUCCUGUUCCCCAGAAGACAAAUAUUGACCUUGUUAGUUCCAGCAGCAGCGAAGCAGGAAGGCGCUGGGCCUCCGGUGGCGAGGACGGGAGCGCGAGGAAAGAGUGGGAUCGUGAGGAACCUAUUUCAAGAAUCAAACCUCUCACGCUGCUAAAAGCAGCAGGUACCAGCAGAACCCGUGUGGAUGUUCUGCGAGAUAACGCGGCUGAUCUGAGCACAGACGCCAUCCUGGCCCUGAACGCCGCUGCGGUUAUCGGCAACAUAAAGCUGCAGGCCCAGCAGAGACGAACUACAUCCCACACAGCAACAGCAGUGUGUUUAACAGAGGAUAGAGGGCAAAAUGAACACAGAGAGCUCAAAGAAGAGGCUGCUGGUGCUGAUGGAAAGAACAAAACAUGUCCAGCAGUUCAAUGUGUGGAUUUUGUCCCAUUCGAGUCCCAAAAUGACCUUUCUGAAACUGCUUUGGCUCCACUGUCACUUAGCGAGGCUUUAGCGAUCAGACGGCCUGAUUUCAUCCAGCGCUCACAGGCCAGAGUUCGAGCCCUGGAGAGGAGGUCGCAGGAGAGGCAGAACUCCCACAGCUCACCGCAGACACUCGAGAGCGAAGAAAGCCUUAUGAAAUCCAAAGACAGAAGCAUCAUGGGAAAGAGUCUACAGCUGCGGUCCAGGAGGAGUUAUAACCAGCUGCCUGAGGUGAAGAAGAAGAGAGAGGAAGAAAAGAGGAAAACAGGAGAGGAGAAAAGAAAACUGGCAUCUCGGACCAACAGGCUGCGGGCAGAGCUCUUUAAAAAGAAACUUCUGGAACAGAUUUUGCAGAGGGGAGGAAAUCACUGACAUCGCCUUGGACUCGUGUUUCUUCUCACUCCACAGUUCUCAUGCUGGCCCUUGAAAAAUAUGACAUGACAUUAGUUAUAAAUGUUAUGGAAUAGUUCCUUCCAGAACGAAUGUGCCUCAAACAUGGACUGCAGCCUCAUUUCUUCCUACAGAUUCUUGACAGUAUCACAUGGCAAACACAGGGCAUCAGGAGGACAUCUUUUGGCUUCUCAGAGGUGCUACAUUUGCCAUAUAGACAGAUUGUUUGCCCUGUCUGUGCCUCUAUCCCUGUCAUAUUAUAUUAUGUAAGAGACACAACAUAAAAGAGCACAUUACGGCUCCGGUCCUCAUCGCUAAAAGCCUAAAAUCCAACAUUUGAAGACAUUCUUAUAACAUGAAGGACCUGAUCCCGCUCUCAGCCUUGAAGUCGUAGGUUCGGCGGGCUCAUUAUGACAUCAGUAGCCUUCCUCUGUCCGUGUCUCUCCGAGCCAUUAGCCGGGAGCAAAAGGAAUUUGACCUCGUCUGAAUAGGAAUGCAUCACUAAUGGAGCCGAGUGCUUGCGCGGGGUGAAAGAGGCUUUUGUCCUGUCUCCGAAUGAGCCAAGACUGUCCCACAUGUGCCUGCUUAGACGGGACAUGACUGUGCAAUAGUCGAGUUAUAAACUGAAACCUUGCAGUAAGACUUGAUUCGAUAGACUUAUUAUUAUGUCCUGUUAUUGUGUUUGGUAUUUUAACUAUUACUUUUUAAAAUCAAAAGACUGGGCCAGAAGAUGUGGAGUAAUGUAGCUUUCUUUGUGUGUAUACGAUAAGAUGAUGCAUUUUAGGCCAGACAUUACACAAGUACAGAAAUGUAUGUGCAAAUGCUCAACCAAGGACAAAUUAUCCCUGUAAGUCCCUAAGGAAAGUCAUUUCACUCUUUGUAACACUAUUUCAGUCAUGCAAGUAACAGCUUUUAUUUCUUUGAAUGGGGAAACAUCAAAUUCGUUGAAGCAAUGCAGCAAACUUAC